Fopius arisanus is the source of this 5666-nucleotide messenger RNA. Its product is annotated as zinc finger protein 91. The record is from RefSeq and is a predicted model, not a curated record. Gene Ontology annotation, cellular component: nucleus. Gene Ontology annotation, molecular function: RNA polymerase II cis-regulatory region sequence-specific DNA binding; DNA-binding transcription activator activity, RNA polymerase II-specific. Lineage: Eukaryota; Metazoa; Arthropoda; Insecta; Hymenoptera; Braconidae. The transcript has 7 exons. Gene Ontology annotation, biological process: positive regulation of transcription by RNA polymerase II. The coding region runs from base 1010 to 5485 and encodes 1491 amino acids.
CGAGCGACGAGCGACGGUGGCAGAGGUAGAGGUAGAUGUAGAGGUAGAGGUCAGAUUCACAGAAUUGGAAUUGCAGAUGGCGCCUGACUGCGCGGCGUCAGCUAGUUGCCAUCGAGCUAAAACCGCUAAAACAUCGUGGGGGCCAGUGCCAGUCAUCCGGUUAGAGGGAGGGGCUGUUGAGUAUUUAUCGUGUCUCUUGUAAGCAAUUUCACCCUCAACCCCAUCGCCAGGGUAACAUCGCAGGUGAAGAGGGGGGAGCGUUUGACACCCUGGGGGUAUUACUUCGGCCUUCUUUUCCAUACGGUUUAUCGCGUGCUUGAGACAGGAAAUCAACCAUUUAACUGCAUUCACGGGUUUUUUUAAAGGCCAUCUUCAUCGUCUCGUGGUUCGGAGUUACUCCGCUCGGUUUCGCUGCGACGCUAUCUCCUUUUUUACAUUUCAAACACUCGUUUUUUUCACUUUUUCCCCCCUUCUGUUACUUGUCGGGAUAUUGUGCUGUGCAGGCGGUUUGUGCAGGCGAUUUAUCAGACAAUCGAGCCCAUUCGAGAUAUUGAGGUUUUUUGGAGACAAGGGAAGGCUUCCAGGCGCCAUUACUGGGUGAGGGUCGGUGCGAGAUUUUCUCCGGGAGUGGAGGAACUUUCUUUAAGAUCGCCUCAACAACUGAAAAUGAAGAGUCGAAUUGAAGACGUCUUCCCUUUAAAUCACAAUAUAAUGACAAAAUUUCCGGAAUGAAAGCUCUGAUUUUCAGAUAGACCCGUAGAAAAAUAUUUGAACAAUUUAAAGAAAGGGCACUGAAUUUUUUGGAUAGCCUUAGUACUAAUUUUUGAUGAUCCAAUUGGAGCUAGCGACAUGGAAUAUUUUUUCCAAUUCAUGAGAUAUUAUUGUUAAUGGAAUUAAUCGAUGGCACCAUGGGACCUCCCGGAAUGAAAACCGAGGGAAAACCAAAGGAAUAAUAAAACGAGUUGUGAAUUAAUCAGUUGAAAGGAGCGGAUAAAAGGAGGGAAUAAAUAUGUCUGAGCAGUAUCGGUCGCUGCGUCCUCGACGUUCGAUUUUACAAAAAAAAGGUCGUGCCAGUGAAGAGGAAGCAUCCGGUGGUGAUGACACAGAGAUGGGAAAAGAUGACAGUGAUUGCGAGCCUCGACUCGUCAUCAAAGAGGAAACUGAUGAUAAUAUUGAAGACAAGGGGGAGAGAAUAUACGAGUGCAACUCUUGUAAUUCCACAGUAGAGUUCGCCAAUCUUGCAGACUACCUUCAGCAUCUGAAGGAGGAGCACCACCAAAAAAGCAAAACCCAUGGCUGUCCCCACUGCAAUUACACCUAUCAAAAUUCCAAAAAGCUCCAGAGGCACAUUCUCACGGCCCACAAGGACGUUCAGGGUGAAAAAUCGGGUGAAAUAGUGCGAAGAAACAGGUGUACAAUGUGUAAUUUUGUCGCUUAUACACCAACUGAUAUGGAAAAUCAUCAGAGGCUUCAUCACCUCAAGAGGCGAUUUUUUCGGUGCACAAAGUGCUCUUAUAUGACUCAUGUCCGUGCACGAUACACCAAACACGUGAAAUACCAUUCCAUGCCAAUGAUAAAAUGCGAUGAUUGUGAUUUUCGAACUCCUUAUAAGUGGAAUCUUGAUCGACAUACGAGGAAUCAUGGGGGUGGUGGGGCCUUUCAGUGUCGGGCUUGCAAUUUUACUGCUGAGAUCCGACAGAGUUUGACGGUACAUGAGGCCAAUCAUCAUGAACCGCCGAUUGAGCAGAUGGCGAGUAAGAUGAGCAGUCCUUUUGAACGAAAACCAAGAAAUUGUCCUAAGCGUUAUAAUCAGGUUGGUGCCAGUGAUUACCGCGAAGUGCCGACAAUUGAAAAGUCCCCAGUGAUUGAAAACUCAGUAGACGUAGAAGAUCAUAAGAAUUCUAGUAACUCAGAUGGUGCGGAUUGUAUUGCGUUAAAAUGCGAGGAGAAGGGCUGUCAGUUUAUAACUGCCUGGGACUCUGAAAUGCAACGACAUUUGGCUGAAUCACACGCUGGUCAGUCCCCUGGUAAGAGGAAACCCCUGCCGAUGCUGAUUCCAUUGAGUCCUGGAAGCAACCCUCCAAGUGUCAGUGCGUCCACUAGCCCUCCGACUACAGUUCUCAAUGUGCCGCGAGUCAGAGUGAGGCCAGAGCUUGCGAAAAUCGCCAGAGAUACUGAAAUCGCCAAAUUGUAUAGUAACCCUGAGGUGAAUGGGGAUAAAGAAGCCAGUCCCCAAAAAAACUUUGAAAAAAGAAAUGCCUCAUUCUUCGACAAACUCAAGGAACGUCUGUUAACAAGUUCUGGAAUCACCCAAGCCACCAUGAAUAACCAAGUAGCAGCUGUAAGUAAUGUCAACGAUCUAAAGUGUUGGUGCACGUUUGAAGCAAGUAGUCAGGAUGAAAUGUCAAGUCAUAGAAAAACCCAUCACACUGCGCUCAGUGUGUCUCUUGGCGUAUCGCGAUGUCCAAAGUGUCGAAGACGUUGCAAAACUUCGGGCGAUCUCCAGAUGCACAUUAAAAUAUGCCCAGCGUACAAUAAUAAUAACGACAAUAAUGAUAGAAAUAAUAGCCAGGAGAACACUGUCAACAGUGAUAGCUAUGCAACAACUUCUUCCUCCAAUGAUUUUGACUUACCAUUGCAAGUGGACUGGGAUGCAAAUUACAGCGGACUUAAUUCCUCUGGAUCCUCGGUGGAAGGGGGGGUCCCUCAAAGUACAACAGCUCGACGAGUGUUCAAGUGUCCCCACUGCCCAUUCUGGGCAUCGACAGCGAGUAGAUUCCACGUCCACAUCGUUGGCCACCUGAAUCGCAAACCCUUCGAAUGCUCUUUAUGCGCGUACAGAUCCAAUUGGCGAUGGGAUAUAACGAAACAUAUUAAACUGAAAGCAGCCCGAGAUGCAGCUCACGUGAAUGCCCGGGUGCUGAUGACUGAUGAGACGGGUCGUCGUAACUAUUCCAAGUAUAAUAAAUAUCUGACUCAGCUGCACCAAGGGUCGGACGCGCCAGCAUCAGAAGAGACACAAGGAUGUCUUCGCUCAGGCGAGCCCGCCCGAAAGGUCUUCAUAACCACGGACCCAUUCUCUGGGGCCUUGAAACGUCGUUCAAAGGUAAUGAGUUCCCUCUCAGUGGACGUAUCAUCGGGAACAAUCGUCAAGCCGUUUCAACUUCCCCGACUCCACGGCCAGUCCCUCCUGAAGGUGAAUCCGGCUGCUCCCUCUCCCCCAAGGGCUGAUCAACAGUCCUCCCCAAAAUCCUCUGAGGAGACAAAACGUACUCUCUGGAAAUGCAAACGCUGCAACUACCGUGACUCCAGCAAAGAGGUGCUCUUACUUCACGUCAAGAGUCACUACGAAAAAUUGGAGAGAGCUGCAGAGAAAUCCAACAAAUUGAAAUGCACUGAUUGCCCUUUCGUUGCAAACGACCAGGAGUCCUUGGCCCUUCACAAGGUGCAUCAUCGUCCGAACCUCGAGGCCAUUUUCAAGUGUUACCUGUGUCCCUACUAUGUCAGCACAAAGGCAGAACUCCUGGAGCACGCACGUCUUCACGGUGAGGAGUUGUCAGUGGUACAUCAGUCAGACUCCAAGUCACAAUCACAGCAAACCCUGAGACAUGCCUCAGGUGACCAGGAAACCCCGCCUCUUCUCCUGGACACUCGAGCUCUUCCAGACACACCGAUGGUCUGGGUUUCGAAACCAGAUGGCAUCUUCGCCAAAAUGUUCAAAUGUCGUCACUGUCCUCACGUCUCUUCGAGACGAGCAGAGGUCCGAGACCACGAGAUAAUGCACCUGAACGCGGAUACCAGUGCUCUGGGUGUUCCCAUUGCCUGUCCAGACUGCAGUUUCACUUGCACUCAGAGGGACGUCAUGGAGUCCCAUGCAGCGAUGCACCUAGGCUCUCUGGGAACUGUUCACUGCCUGGUGGCUGACAACAGGAGUGAUUCGCAGCAGCUGGACGACCUCAAGAGCAUCCUGGGGCUGGCUAAAGCUCCAACUCUCGGUCCAGAUCCUGAUCUCAGAGACUCCAGGCUCGUCUACAGCUGCAGCAAGUGUCCAGCCAGAUUCUUAUGUGAUAAGGAACUGAAGAUUCAUCUUCGUUAUCACUCAACCUCAUUGGCAUAUACCUGUGACUGGUGCACUUAUGCUGCUAGACAGCCUGCACAUCUGCUAGCUCAUCAGAAGGCACAUUCCAGUGAGUACCAGGAACGCACUCGUUGUCUGUCAUCAAUCUAUGGUAAUUCCCAACGAUUUCCACCACCUCUCACUGCCUGUGUCGAGGUCAACAGCCAGACAAAUGACGAUAGAAGGGAAUUCGCUUGGAUUGUCGUCGAGGUGUCAAACCCCACUGGACACACCCAAGAGUACACUCAUGAUUCAAAGAAUCAGGUGUUCACCUGCACUAAAUGCCCGGCCCGGUAUUUUAAGCUCGAUGCCCUCGAGUACCACAUGACCCUGCAUGGCUCCAACAACAGGUUCAAGUGCGAGGAGUGCGAUUACUCAUCUAAAACAGCUCAAAACCUUAUGAAGCACCAGGUGGUCCACAGAAGGCAGCCAGAGCCUUUGGAGCUACCUCAUGAGGUAUUGCAAGGUCAGAGUCGAUUACAGGCAUCUUCACACACUCAGGAAGACAUCGUCUCAACUGGAAAUCCCAAUUUUGUGUAUCCAGGGUACAUUAGGCAUGGCAAGUUCAAGGAGAAGAAGUACAAGUGUCACAAGUGUCCCUCGGCCUUCGAGAAACGAGAGCAAUACAGAAUUCAUCUCUCUCUUCAUGGAUCCAAGCAGAAGUACAGGUGUGAGACGUGCGAUUAUGCUGUCAAGUACUAUGCGAAUUAUGUGCAACACUUGAGGAAGCAUCAUGCUAAUGCUGAGGCACAGGCUUCCAGGAGGCAGAUGGAGGUGGAGGAGGAGAUUAUUCGGGAUGAGGAGGAGUACGUGGUGAAGUCGAGGAGAAAGUCUACAGGUGGAAAUAGGGAUUUGGGGAUUAUUGGGGAAGCCAUUUCUCCGGUGUCCAAUCAGGAUAAGCAGACGAUGCUGCUGAUUCAGAGGAAGGCAUCUUCCCUUUUGAAUGAAGCCAAUGAAAAUGUACUGAGGUGUCUCGAAUGCCCUUUCUCUGCUACUGAUCAAGCUAUCAUGGAUGCUCAUAAAAGACGACAUGGGAUUGAGAGACUCACUCCACCGUGUCCUCAUUGCAAUUAUGUACCCAGAAAAGAUGAGAAUCUUAAUGAACACAUUAGGCUCCACUUCAACAGGAUGUACAAGCCUGAGGGAUAUUUGAUCGUUGAAAUGUUGACUCUUAGAAUGGAGAAGCAAGAAGAGGGCGAUGAGAAGGGUAAGGAGAAUGAAAUGCUCUUUUGUGAAUCUUUUGAGGGGAAGUUUCUUCCUGUCACUGAUAUUGUCAGUACUUCGCCAGUGGCCAAGGGGAGGGAUUUCCAGGAGAAGAUCGUCAUUGAUGCAAACACUGGAGAGGCCACCCAUGGCAUCAAAGAUUAAUGUUUUACACUAAUUUUUUCACGAAUUGUAAUUUUGUAAAAAAGAAGAUGAUUUUUAAGAUUUUUUUUUUUUUGUUUCAUUUUGUGGUGUAUAAACGUGAUCAGGGCACUCGUAUUCUCAUGAUACGUACAAAUAUAUGUAGGAAUGGACUAAAUAAAUAAUGGGUUUGUUCCGAUUUUCG